Messenger RNA from Brassica napus (rape), 1939 nucleotides. Its product is annotated as acid phosphatase 1. The record is from RefSeq and is a predicted model, not a curated record. NCBI's taxonomy places the organism in Eukaryota, Viridiplantae, Streptophyta, Magnoliopsida, Brassicales, Brassicaceae. Gene Ontology annotation, molecular function: acid phosphatase activity. The transcript is spliced from 3 exons. The coding region runs from base 600 to 1334 and encodes 244 amino acids.
CUUUAAGUAGGUUUAUCUUACUUAUGUAUGUAACGGCUAGUGAGCUCCUCCACCUAGUGAUAUACUAUAUAUUAACUAAAAGAUGUCAUGCCACUUAGUAAAAAUGCCAAUGAUGUAUUAUUUAGUAUACAUAUAGAAGAGGAUGAUAUGCAUGGUAUAUAUAUGUGAAAGUGUUGGAAUAUAAAUAGUGGCUCAUAUAUAGGAUGUGCCUUAGUGAUUUGUGCGCUUGCUAGUUUUGACCCCAUUUUCCAUUUGUUAAUAAUAUUUUCCUUGUGCAAACCUCAUAAGUUGGUCUUAAGAAAAAAAAAGUGGAGACUUAGUGGAUGAAACCAGUAUCUUAUACCAAACCAAGCUCUUUAAAUACCACUCUUUAACUAACAUUUCUUCUCACAACUACAAUACUAGUAAAGCUGAUCCACUUCAAGCUUCCUUUCUCCUCUUAUUAGUCUUCUUGUUUCACCACUUAUCACAGUAUAACCAAACUCUCUUUCUCAACCUUUCUCCUCUUGUGUCAAACAAAAGACCUCUAGUUUUGUUAUCCUCAUUCUUCACAAGUGAAAGCAGAAUAAUCAAGAGCGAUAAAGAUACAUAAGAGAGUGAUGUUGCUUCUCAUUUUUCUAACAAUCUCCGUAGUGGCAACAAGCGCAAGUCCAUGGAUACCGAUGGAUGGAAACAAUCCAGCUAGCUAUUGCUUAAGCUGGAGACUAGCAAUAGAAACCAACAACGUACGUGCGUGGCGCACCGUACCUCUACAAUGUAUGCGUUACGUUGAGGCAUAUAUGCUCGCUGGUCAAUAUGACAGAGACGUUGAGUUGAUUGUGGAACAAGUUAGGGUUUAUCUCAAUGAUAUAGUCCUUCCUGGUGAUGGCAUGGAUGCAUGGAUCUUGGAUGUUGAUGAUACUUGCUUCUCAAACGUCGACUACUAUCGGCUCAAGAGAUACGGAUGCGACCCUUAUGAUCCAACAGGAUUUAGAACAUGGGCAAUGAAAGGAGAAUCUCCAGCUAUACAACCUGUUCUCGAACUCUUCAAUGAUCUGAUAGAAAUAGGAUUCAAAGUUUUCCUAGUAACCGGCAGAGAUGAAGAGACCCUUCGCCAAGCAACAGUUGAAAAUUUGCAUAAUCAAGGCUUCACUGGUUAUGAAAGAUUGAUUAUGAGGACAGCAGAGAAUAAAAAACAAAGCGCAGCAACUUACAAAACAACAAUCAGAAAGCAGAUGAUGGAAGAAGGUUACAGGAUAUGGGGCAAUGUAGGCGACCAGUGGAGUGACAUACAAGGAGAAUAUUCAGGGAAUCGCACCUUCAAGAUUCCUAACCCUAUGUACUUCGUUCCAUAAAUAUUUUAAUAUUAUCAUUUUCAAAUUUCAACCCAUCAAUUACAUGUAUAACAUGACAGUAUAUACACAAGGGUAUGUCACAACUUGUCAUAUUAUACUAAUCACAUUUCAAAGGUUAUAUGAUAUAGACUUAGCCAAAAAAAAAAGAAUUUAGUGGACAGAUUAAUAUGGAAAUAAUGUCUAAUAUAAAUAAAAAAUAAGCUAAGUUUUACAUAAAAGUUUUCAAAAUCAAACCAUAAGAAUCAAUCCAAUAAAUUUGUUUUUUUUUUCUGUUUUUGUUUUUACAAUAAGAAUUUCAAUACACUCCCUUUUCCCCAGCCACAUUUUUUCCCUACAUACACAUUAUAUAUCUCAACAUUUUUUCUUAUCUCUUUUUCUGAAUCUUUUUUUUUUUAAAUAAUCUGUAAUGAAUCUCUGAUAUCGUCUUAUAAAGACGAAUAAAACAAAAAAUAAAUAAAAGGAAAAGAAAAGGAAAGCCACAGGGUCGCUCACCGGAGAGAGACCAGGGAGGCCUUAACUUGACCACCACCACUGCAGCAAGUACUGGGCCAGAACCAAGUAUACACACAUGAGUGUUUGUGUAUGCAGACAUGUACCAUUUAAAA